UCCACCAGGGUUCGUCAGUGUACCGGCAGCCACAGCCGGGGAGAUAAGUGUGUGUCGCUCCUGCAGCCAUGUCCCGGGUAGCUAAACGGUUCUAUCGCGUUGACAGCCUCCAUGGCUUGGACAACCUGGACAAGGGAGAACUGGCGUCGGAGGAGAACCGAUGGGUGUUCGAAGUCAGUCACGAAGCCGCCAACAAAGUUGGCGGCAUCUACCAGGUGAUCAGGAGCAAAUGCACCGCCUCGGUGGAGGAGCUGGGGGACCAGUACAUCCUGCUGGGGCCCUACAAGGAGACCAGUGUGAGGACGGAGGUCGAGGUGGGCGAAUUUCCAUCUCACUCGCCUCUGACCUCGGCCGUGAACAACCUCCGGGCGCAGGGUUGGCGGGUGUAUCCCGGAAGGUGGCUCGUGGACGGCAACCCACAGAUCAUCCUCUUCGACAUCGGUUCCGCCUCCGUCCACCUCGACGAGUACAAGCGUGAGCUGUACGAGAACACCAAGAUCGGCAUCCCCAGCCAAGACAUCGAGUGUAAUGACUCCGUGCUCUUCGGCUUCAUGGUGGCCAAAUUCAUUGAAGAGUUCCGAAACGAAGUGGUGAAUUUCGGUGACACUCAGCCUCGGGUGUGUGUCCACUUCCAUGAGUGGCUGGCGGGCGUGGGGCUCAUCACUCUCCGGAUGAGGAACAUCGAUGUGGCCACUGUCUUCACCACACACGCAACGCUCCUCGGCAGGUUUCUCUGUGCAGGCGCUGUUGAUUUCUACAAUAAUUUGGAUAAGUUUAACAUAGACGAGGAAGCAGGGAGGAGAGGCAUCUACCACAGGUACUGCAUGGAGAGGUGUUCAGCUCACCUGGCCCACACCUUCACAACAGUCUCAGAGAUCACAGGCAUUGAGGCGGAACACCUUUUGAAGCGCAAGCCCGACAUCAUCACACCAAACGGCCUCAAUGUUAAAAAGUUCUCAGCCAUCCACGAAUUCCAGAACCUCCAUGCCCUGUCCAAAGAGAAGAUCAAUGACUUCAUUCGAGGACAUUUCUACGGACACAUGGAUUUUAAUCUGGACAACACUCUCUACUUCUUCAUCGCCGGUCGAUAUGAGUUUGGCAACAAGGGUGCCGACCUCUAUAUUGAGGCUUUGGCCAGACUCAAUCACUACAUGAAGGCUAGUGGAACAGAUAAAACUGUGAUUGCAUUUAUGAUCUUCCCAGCAAAGACCAACAAUUUCAAUAUAGAGUCUCUGAGGGGACAGGCUGUCACCAAGUCUUUACGGGACGCCAUACAUGACAUCCAGGCCAAGAUUGGCAAGCGCAUGUAUGAUAUCUGUCUGAGUGGUCGUCUUCCCGAGUCUGAAGAACUGUUGCUCAAGGAGGAAACUGUAAGAUUGAAGCGGUGUAUCUAUGCUUCCCAGAGGAAGACUUUGCCACCCAUCACCACCCACAAUGUGUGUGACGAUGCUGUGGACCCAGUGCUCAGUGCCCUCCGCAGAUGUAGACUCUUCAAUGAUCCCCAUGACAGAGUUAAGGUAAUAUUCCAUCCGGAGUUCUUGUCUGUGACCAAUCCCCUGUUUGGGAUGGACUAUGAGGAGUUUGUGAGAGGCUGCCACCUGGGUGUGUUUCCCUCUUACUAUGAGCCGUGGGGCUACACACCUGCUGAGUGCACAGUGAUGGGCAUUCCCUCCGUAACAACCAACUUGUCUGGCUUUGGGUGUUUCAUGGCAGAACACAUCGCAGACCCCAUGAGCUACGGCAUCUACAUCAUUGACCGACGUUACAUUGGCCUCGAGGAGUCUGUCAGACAGCUUGCCCAGAAUUUGUAUGAAUUUGUACAACUGAACCGUCGCCAGAGAAUCAUUCAGAGGAACAGGACAGAGAGACUCUCGGAGCUGCUGGACUGGAGGAUACUUGGCAGUUAUUACCGUCAGGCCCGUCAACAUUCCUUGGGUGUGAUGUAUCCUGAGUUGGCCAACCGGGAGGAAGCCUCGGGCGCAGGACGCCUCAACUACCCUCGACCUCUCUCUGAACCUCCUUCUCCCACCUCCUCCCGAGCCACCACCCCGGCACCCUCAGAAGUGGGCUCUGAUGAAGAUGAGGACAGCGUUGACAGUGAGGCAGAACUGGAGGAGCUUGGCGUGGCCAGUGUGAAUGGCAGUACCGUCAGCAGCAGGUAGAGGUAGUUUAACAUCCUUGGGAGUAAACCAGAUCCAUGCCGGCAAUGCUACAACAUGUGGCUGUUGGAUUGGUAAGGCAGGACAUUGUGUCUCCUUGAGAGCUAUAGUGCAUUACCACCUACAUUCUGAAAACUUGGUUGUAAUCUUGUUCAAAUUGCUUGUAUAUUCAUACCACACUAAUAAAUGAACUGUGUGAUGUAAUUCAACAUUUUCUUGAUGCUGUACAGAGGUUUAUGUGGAGUUUUUGGUCAUAAAAAGAAUACUAGUAAUUUAUUAUUUAGAAACUCUUUGAUUUCUUAAACGAUGUGAUGAUUCGUUCAUCCAUUAUUCACCUGCAUUUUUUAAAAAUUCCUUCUAAUAUUGCCCAAAUAGGUGAUAUUUAAUGUGCUUUGAAGUAUUGGGGUGAGAGAGAGAGAGAGAGAGAGAGAGAGAGAGAGAGAAAAUAAUAAAAAAGGCAAAAUAAUGAAACUAAGUAUUUAGGUAAAGUGUGUGAGAAAAUAUGCUGCCGUAUUUGCUUUUUUUUGGGGGGGUGGGGGUAUAGAAGACAAAGCUUUUAUAAUAAACAAAAACAUGCCACUUAUAUUAUGCUCCUACAAGGAAAACAGAUCCCAAACAAAAUCAAAAUCAAUCAAAUUUAGAUCUAUAGUAAUUCAGUGUCAUUUGAAGGAAGGGGAGAAUCUGAGGCAUCAUAAUUAUGUACUGAAACCAGACAAGUCAGGAACAAAGGCUACCGGGUCCAGGUGGUGUGCAGGCUCUGCCCGUUCUCUUACACGUUGACAAGAUAGUUAUGUUCUUUCCACCAUCAUGUUUGUGCCAAAUGUUCAUCCAAGAAUAACUAAAUAUGGACAUCCUUCUUAUCUGAAAAACAUAACUUCACAGUGUUAAGAGGAGAGAUUUAUUUACAUUUGGCUUUCCAUUUUUGGUUUUCACGUUGGUUUAAUUUUAUGGCAUUUUGUUGAACUGCUUUGAGUAGCUGGACUACAACCUUUGACUUAUCCAUUCUCCUGAUCCUGAUAAGGUACUCACGUUUUAUAGUGUGUUUGAGCCACCUUUACACCACCAUAACAUGACUACUUGAUCCUCAUAGCAACAUUAGCUUGUGUACUGCCCAUACAUUGCAACUCUUUACCCUAUACUGUGGAUCCUCCCAUCCCUUGCCCCCCCUCCUGUGAAAGCUUAUACUCUAUGCACUAAGUUGGGCUAAUCUUAAAUAUACUGUAACAGAUUAUGGCUACAGCCUUCUCUUAUAACUUAUACAAUCAUUAUUUUUCUCCCCUCACUGUUUGAUGUAAAUUAUUAUUGCCAUAACCAUCUGUCACCUGUUCAGCAAAGUCCCUUCACUAGUUCUCAUAAUACAUGUCACUGUAUGGUACAGGAAUCCACCCAACUGACGUAGUAGUGAAAAAAACUCGUAAAUAAUUUUCAGCGCUGUAGUGUAUGAUGCAGUAUUCUUGUAAUGAUGACAAAGCAUGAUGAUUAUGUGUAUUUGCAUCAGUGCCUCUCCUCUGCUAGCUAAAGCAGAUGUUUUUGGCAUUUGUAGUUUUUUAAAUGCUUAUUAAUGUUCAAUGUCUCUCCAAUAUUGCUAUUGAAAAUAUUCUAUUUCAGCUUCACACACACACAUACACACCACUUCAUGGGUCAAUAGAAAAUGCACUUGACUGUUGCUUGGCAGGCUGAGGUUUAUCCCUUGCUCAAGUGGAGAAUUUUUUUGCCAGAAGGGACAGUUACCCUUUGAGCAAGGGAGAUAGGUUCGUGUGGUCUGUAAGGUCCCAGUUGUAACAAUAGAUUGGUCCAAUGAGCUCAAGACAGUUCCUGGAAAGGUACUGGGUGGUGUAAAGGAGUCCAGUAUGUGAUCAGACACACACACAAACACAAACUCACACAAUUUUAAUUAUGCAAUAGAUAAUUCAGAAUAUAAGCUCUGUUUAAUUUUUGAACAAAUGGGAGGACAAUAGCUUAUGCCUCAUCAUGUAAAAUUUUAUAACUGAGAAUUGCAGUGUUCCCCUAUUUGUCGCAGGGGUUACUACAUUCUUGACAUCCCCGUGAAUGACCAAAACCAUGGAUACUCCCACCACUUUUAAGCUUGGCCAAUAUCAACAAUUUUCUCUGUUUCUCUUGGACACUUUGCCAUUUUUUCUAUUAAUACAUAUUUGUCUUGGAUGUGACUGAACUACAUCUGGGAGCCAUGUGGAAAGCAUGUGAUGAGGACGAUGAAAAUAAUAGCAACAAUGAUGACUGUUUAGGAUGCCACAUGACUGAGGAGUUGGGCGGCAGCAGUGGUGGCAUGGCUCCUUGUAGCCUUGGGUUUGUUUACACGUGGUGGGAAUCUCAAGUUUAUGCCAUACAUUUAAAAAUAUUUCAUAUCUCCUUUUUCCAUUUUAACUUGCAAAUUAUUAAAUCCACAAAUAAGAAAUCUGUGAGUAAAAGGGGAACACUGUUAGAUUCAUUGUGGUUGUUCAAAAAAUGACUCGCUUUGCUUCUGUAGCCAGAUGUCAUGUUUGAAAUGAUCUCGCUCAUGAGACUGCAUAUGUUGAUUGCCACCUCUUGGUAAUGUGUAUAUUCAGGACUCAUAUGCAGGAUGUUUGAACCUCUCUGUGAAGAGAAUCAUAUGUAACCUUAAACCCAUAACUGGAGGAUUAUAGUUUUUAUGCUUGGAGGAAAAUAUAAAUAAUGUGCUGAUUUUGCCAAAAUUUUGUUAAUACUAUGCAGAAAAAUAUUUUCUUCAAUUAAUACCCAACUAAUUAUCAUGUCUUGUGACUUUCUCUUUUAUAAACAAUUAUUUAUCUUACAAACAAGCCAGCACACACACAUUUGUAAUGAAUUGAACUUUUACAUGAGUCAGUUAAAUAUGUAGGUUGUAGUAUUGGGACAACAUUAAAUAAGUAUGUAUGUGGUAUGAAAUAUCGAAUUAAGGUUUGGUUAAAAAAAAGGAAAGAAAUCAAGAUGUAGAUGUACUCAGCAGAUUGAAUGAAGGUGAACUAGCGACACACAAGACGCUCACUGACAGACUUGCCCCGGCAGCCUCUGAUGCUGUAGCUGGUCUGUUGACAUCUACCUCUUGAGAGACGAUUCUCUUUGCAUCUGACUGCAUCUCGUGGGGUCUUGAGUAGCCUGGUCAGUUAGUGUACUGACAAAAAUACAAGAUGAGCCAUUAACGAGUUAUAAGGUGCCAUAUUAUACUGUGUGUUGACAGUUCAUCUAAUUAUGUUACCAUUUAUAGUGGUUGAAUAGACAUCGUAAAGUUUAGUGGUUGAAAAUAGUGUGAAACUGAAAUAUCUAUCUGUAUCAUAGUAUGGUGAAUGGACUUAUUCUUGACAUUGAGAAUGUUUUAACUCCUUGCUGGCAAAUAGAAUGUUAUAUUGGACUAAAGUGGAUUCAGGCAUGAUGUUAUAUAGGAAUACUGUUCCUCUGGGGUAAAAAUUAUUAAUAUUAUCUUUAGCUAAUUAGAUUGUUGAUGAAAAAUACUCUGCCAGAAAAUGCACUUUUUCCUCUGAGGGUAAAAUAACAUUUGGAGUGUCACAUGUUUGCACAUCAAGAUUUUAAGCUGGUGUUUUUUGGGAUUUAAACUUGUACACAUUAAAACACUUGUAUGAUUUUCUUCGGGUAUAACACAGUUCCUCACUUUAGCUCCCAGCUAAUGAGAAGUCAUUCUAGUGUGUAAAGGGUUACAUGUAAAUGAAAAUCUGCAAGGUGAGAUGGUGUAGUGGUAAUGAAAGUAGUGCACAAUGAGGGAAGACUGAUCGGUGAAGUGUGUCUGUGAGGAGGAUGAAAGGUUUUUAUAAAUGAGUUGGUAAUGACUGUUGGACGUCAUUAUUAUUAUUAUUUUUUUGGGUAGGAAUAACGUGUUACUACUACAUGAGACUGGUCUAUUGCAAUACAUUUCAUGACACAUAGUUUGAAUACCUGCAUUGCACAACAUUGUUAGAAAUGUCUAGUCUUGCAAUUUAACUGCAGAUUCAUAUAUUCAGUGGUGAUGCAAUUUGACAUGUACUUCAACCACAUUAUUCUUACACUUGUCAUGGUCCAUACCUCUGCUUUUAGUCCACAGGUCCAUCACUCUGUCUUCAAUCUGUAGCAUACAAUGUACAUAAAAGUAUACUUCUGUGAUGAUGGUUGUAAGAUCAGUCUGAAAAUAAUUAAAUAGUUUAAAUGAA
This is a messenger RNA of Eriocheir sinensis (Chinese mitten crab), 6316 nucleotides long. It is a transcript of the gene GlyS, whose product is annotated as glycogen [starch] synthase-like. Gene Ontology annotation, biological process: glycogen biosynthetic process. The coding region runs from base 69 to 2162 and encodes 697 amino acids. The record is from RefSeq and is a predicted model, not a curated record. NCBI's taxonomy places the organism in Eukaryota, Metazoa, Arthropoda, Malacostraca, Decapoda, Varunidae. Gene Ontology annotation, molecular function: alpha-1,4-glucan glucosyltransferase (UDP-glucose donor) activity. The transcript is spliced from 12 exons. Gene Ontology annotation, cellular component: cytoplasm.